UCUGCUCUCAUAGAAUCUGGGUACGCCCACGCAUCCAUUCGGACUAUUCCCCAAAUCUCAGGGCUAAUUCCAACCGGAUUUGUUUUCCAAUCUAUAAUGCCCAACUCCAUCAUCUCCCCGACGGCAAAUCUAUCUCUCGCAAGAUGCAAUCUUGGAUUCGUUGCGCUCCGCCGUUGCUUCCAGGUUGGUUCCACCACUCUCGCUCUGUGUAAGAGCAGUAUGACCUCGAGGGUCCGUGUACGCUGCGCGGCGGAAGACGACGCGUUCUACAUCAGAAGGUGCGUCGAAUUGGCGAGGACGGCCAUCGGGUGUACCUCUCCCAACCCCAUGGUGGGCUGCGUCAUCGUCAAGGACGGCAAGAUUGUUGGAGAAGGGUUCCACCCUAAGGCCGGCCAGCCGCAUGCCGAGGUUUUUGCACUGAAAGAUGCUGGAAUUUUGGCUGAGAAUGCAACAGCAUAUGUUAGUCUUGAACCUUGUAACCAUUAUGGAAGAACUCCUCCUUGCACUGAAGCUCUCAUUAAUGCUAAGGUAAAGCAUGUGGUUGUUGGGAUGGUGGAUCCAAAUCCCAUUGUAGCUUCCAAAGGAGUUGAAAGGCUCAGAGAUUCAGGCAUUGGCGUUACUGUGGGUGUGGAGGAAAUGUUGUGCAGAAAGCUCAAUGAGGCAUACAUUCAUCGAAUGCUUACAGGGAGGCCUUUUGUUACAUUAAGGUAUACUCUCUCAUUCAACGGAAGCAUUACCAAUCGACUUGGAAAAGGUGCAGAUGAACCUGGUGGAUAUUUUUCACAGUUGUUGCAGGAACAUGAUGGAAUUAUAAUCCCUGGUGAUCAGUUAACCAAAAUAUCCACUCUACCAACAUCUCAUGAAAGUGGAGCAAAUCAACCAUUUCACGUUGUGAUAGCUAAGGGUGUAAGUUCUUCAUUACAACUUCCAGGGUUCAUAAUGAAGUUUGCAUCAAAGAUCAUAGUUUUGGCAGAUAAUGAAGUGAAAAUACAACCAGAAAUGCAAGGCGUUGAAGUAGUGAUCCUUGAAAACAUUACCCUAAGUUCAAUUCUAGAUUAUUGUGGAAAGCGAGGGAUGUGCAGUAUUUUGUUGGAUUUCAGAGGGCACAGUAAAUCUCUUUCUGAGCUUCUGGAAGGUGUUCUUGUUGAAAACUUGGUACAGAAAGUUGUUAUGGAAAUAUAUCCAUUUUGGCGUAUAAGUGAUGAAUAUUCAUCUUUGCCUUCUGGCUGGAAAUCAUUGAGAUUAAAGAACUUAGAAUCCAGGACCUUAAGUGAAAGCGUCUUGGUGGAGGGAUACAUCUAGUAUCCUUCUCUAUGCUGAUCGAAUUCAAAUUGUUUAACUCCAUUGGCAUAACUAGUAACUUAAUCAUUAGAUGCUUCUCCACUCGUGUUUCUACCUGCUAUGGGUUUCAUAGUGAGAGAAAUGUUCCAAAAGGAUUUCUGGUAAAACCAUCCAUUAUUGUGGUAAUGCACCAGGAGGAAGAAUAUGUUCUGUCUUGA
Zingiber officinale is the source of this 1499-nucleotide messenger RNA. Its product is annotated as riboflavin biosynthesis protein PYRD, chloroplastic-like. The transcript has 3 exons. The coding region runs from base 97 to 1302 and encodes 401 amino acids. Gene Ontology annotation, molecular function: zinc ion binding; diaminohydroxyphosphoribosylaminopyrimidine deaminase activity. Gene Ontology annotation, biological process: riboflavin biosynthetic process. The record is from RefSeq and is a predicted model, not a curated record. NCBI's taxonomy places the organism in Eukaryota, Viridiplantae, Streptophyta, Magnoliopsida, Zingiberales, Zingiberaceae.